This is a messenger RNA of Exaiptasia diaphana, 3418 nucleotides long. RefSeq lists its product as uncharacterized. The record is from RefSeq and is a predicted model, not a curated record. The transcript has a single exon. The coding region runs from base 1661 to 2740 and encodes 359 amino acids. Gene Ontology annotation, molecular function: protein binding. Gene Ontology annotation, biological process: intracellular signal transduction. NCBI's taxonomy places the organism in Eukaryota, Metazoa, Cnidaria, Anthozoa, Actiniaria, Aiptasiidae.
GGAGAACAURUYAUUGUUGCUASAGAWGAUSACAUAAYUGUGUUGGAAUCAGCUUGUGAAGGAAGUAUUGGACAUAUUAUUGUUUCAAGAGGAAUACCAAGUGAUGACAGUAUUUUGCCAUGUGGCCAAAUAGUUGUCAAUCACAAAAACCAGUUAAUGGUCUCUGACGGUGGAGAUAUUAUCAAAGUAUACAAUUAUAAACGAGAUGAUAGUCUGCAGGAGUUAUGUCGUCUCAGGAUCAACCAUCUUUUGAAAGCMAACAAAGAAAAACUUAACCAGUUGCCAUUACCAACCAAUGUAAUAAGCUAUCUGUUGUACAACUAAAUGACCUUUCAAGCAACAGUAGAUUGCUGACAUUGACCAGGAGGACUCUGGACUCAGGAUUGGUAUCAAUAACUAUCAAUGUAGAGUUUCAUCAACUUCCAUUGUAGAUGCUAUAAGUCUGUAAAAGUUACAGAAUUAAGAUAUCCAUAUAAAUCAAAUUAAUUUUACAUUAUACUGUAGCUGCCAUGUCUGAUGAAAACAUUGGCUAGUGGUUCCACUUAAACUUAUCUUCAGUGUUCAUUCAUCUGCAAACAUAGCAAUUUUAUUUUUAUUUGAUGUACAGAUCUAGGAAAUGAAGCAGUGCUCGACACACACACUCUACAGUGGUGACACAUAAUWUAUGACAAAAGCAAUAAAACCAAUAUUUAGUGGUGUGCUAUAAAUCUCUGAACCGCUUUUACGUCACUAUUUGAUUUUCAAUGCAUUGUGGGAUCAGUUUCUAGAGAAAACAAAAGAAAUCUGUCAUGUUGUGUCCCAAACAUCCUACAAUACAUUGUGUAUUAGGUACAUGGCAUAAAAGCUUCAGAUGUCUAUAUUUGGCAUUGGUUCAUUUAAACUUAAAAAGAGCAAAAUCACAUGUGUAGAAGCCAGGGUCACAGAACGUUUCAAGCAAAGAAGUUGUUUUCUUGCCAGAAGCACUCCAACCAUUUAUAUUUAUCACACUUGUUGAUGUGCAUUUAUACAAUUUGUGAGAACUACCUAUCAGGCAGGUAGCAGGUUUGCAUACACGAUAAUCUGUAGUGGUUUUCAUAACUGGUUUCUAUUUUGUGUUCCACAGAUAAGAUACAAGAUUUCCAUAAGAGUUCAUAAGAAUAUCGAUUCAAAAUUUUUAGUGCAAAAAUUACUGCAAUUUUCACCUGAAAUCACCAAGAAAUUGCAAACAGCUGUUUAGGUUUGUGAUUAAUUAGUCUACCUUUAAUUUCUGCCAGUCUAUCUACUAUGUCCCAUUUGGACCACCAGAUCAAGUUAAGAAUUUGAACCGGAAGUAUUCAAGAUCAACCAUUGGGUUGGAUGUGUUAUUACCCAACACAGGAAGUUCAAAUGUAUGCAAAUCGUUACUAAUUGUUCAAUGCUUCUUGCAGAGUUUUAUGUGAUAAAAAAGCCAUUCGUUAACAAAUGUGAAAUCACAAAGGUCAGACCAGUUUGUAUCCCGCGAGGUACAGGAUUGUGACAUAGUGCCACAGGUAAUCCACAAGUCCAAAGGGCGCAUUUUCGAUUUUUUUUGUGUUUGUUCAUCAACAUAUAUUUAUUAAUUAAUAAAAUACAAUAAUAAUGCAUAAUAAUUUUUAGCAUGYAAGGGUGGGCUUCGUGUGGUUAAGCCGAGCAGGGGACUGUGAUGAGUCGGGCCCAAGCUCCWCUGAAGCGACUAGGAACGACUGCAAGUUUAACUCUUCUUCUCUUCUGUUUCGAACUUUUCCUUGGUUUAGCCAUGAAAUUUCUCCUUGACAACUGUAUUCAAGAAAUGAAAGCUCCUCUAGGUCAAAAAAUAAAUCAGUUUGCCUAUAGCAGUGAGCUUAAUCUGAUUGCAUCCAUGGAAUAUUGCGAAGAUUGUCUCUUGUGGAACCCAGAUAAUGGACAGGUUGUCAACGAGAUUGAACUCGACCAUGAUUGUCACUCGGACAUCAUUUUCCUACCAGGACAUUAUAUUGCUGUAGCAUUUAGCGAUGCGCCACAGCGAGGUAGCAGAGUAUGUAUACAUUCAGUCGAUUCUGGGGAAAACAUUCUGGAUGUAUCCGCAGGUUUUUGUGAGUUUGAAGUCGUUGCACUCACACCAGACAACAGACUUCUUGUUGGAGGGAGACUUACGGACUUUUUAAUUGACUUAGACAAUAAACAAAUUGUCGAGGAGAGAAGAAUUGUAGAUUCGUCAUUUCGUUCUUGGAGUUUGUGCUGUUCAAAGCAAAACUACAACACGAUAUUCUUCACCAGUGCUGAUAAGAACCGAGAAUUAGAACUUGGUUUUUGCAUUCUCACAGURGAUUUUUCAACAGAUGGCAAAGUGUUAAACACAAGCCUUGAAGAAGUUACGUAUUGCUUGAUUGAAGGAGAAGAAAGAGAUCUCAGUAUUAUAACAGGACUUUCUCAUGAUGGAGAACAUGUCAUUGUUGCUACAGAAAGGGAGGGAAUAAUUCUGUUGGAAUCAGCUUGUGAAGGAAGUGUYGGACAUGUUAUUGUCUCAAGUGGAAUACCAAGUGAUGAGGUGUGUUACCCUUUGGGUCAACAAAUGGUCACUCACCAAAACCAGUUAAUGGUCAGUGACGGUGGAGAUGUUAUCAAAGUAUACAAUUAUAAAAGAUAUGAUAGUUUGCAGGAGUUGUGUCGUCUCAGGAUCAACCACUUUCUGCAAGGAAACAAAGAAAAAGUUGACAAAUUGCCAUUACCAAGCACAGUAAAAAACUAUCUGUUGUACAAGUGAUAAAAUCAAUUUAGAAAUAUAUAGAAAACAUAAAUAUACAAAACAUAAAAAUUAUGGCAUACAUGGCAUACAUUCAAUUGUCUACUGCUGUCGUCCACAAUGUUAACUCCUUCAGAAUAUUCAAGAUAAAAGAAGCCAUGCAUUUUAAGUGGUUACGACCAUCCGUAAAUCAACAAGUUAAKAACUUGGCUCUUUCACUGUCUUUGUGAUUUUUUUUUUUAUACACAUAUCCACACGUGCUUAGUUAGCUAUAUAUUUUUCUAUCCUUACUAUGUAUUCACUUCUGAUGAUGGCGUAAGUAGAAUGCCAAAACAUGUCAUGUCGAAUAAACGAUUUAUGAUCGUAAUAGUGCUUCUCAAUUAUUAUGCUCACUACUUGCUCAAAAGACCAUUUGGUUCAGAAUAUUUCUGAUUGUUGGUCUAUGGUCAUGAGUUUUUUGACAACAUUUUUUUAUCACACUUGUUGAUAUGUAUUUAUACAAUUUCUGAUUCUACUUGUCAAACUCACAGACACUGUAGUAAGCAACCAGAAAGAGAUUAAAAAACAAAAUUCAAGUAAGAAUGGAUCUGGGUAAGAGGCACUCAACAAUCACUUCAUAAGUUGGUUUGCAUACAGGUUAAUAUGUAGUGGCUUCCAUAACUGCUUCUAGUUUGUGCUCCUAGCACUCUCAUAUCACCU